AAAAUCAAGAGUUGGUAAGAUAGAAAGAAGGAUAGUUUCUUUAUCAGUGAAAUAUAAAAAAAGUUUUCUAAUUUUAAGAAAAACAUAAUCUACUGGAUUAACUUUAGUUAUGAAUAAUAUUCUGCCUGUGCAUACAAUGUACUACCUGUUAAUCCAUACUCAAAUCCCUGGAAUAAUAAUAUCAUAUCGUUAAUUUAUAUUGAAGAAGAAUACUGUUCAACUAUUUUCUUCAAAAACACAGAACGUAUCAAAUUAACCAUUCAAACUCAAAUUCAAAAAACAAAAUAAUCAAGUUUACUAUUCUUCCAGUAAAACAACAAUUCCAGAUUGACAGUGUAAAACAUAACAGAAAUCGCCAAGAAGUAACAUCGUUCUGGAAAACAUUAAUUACCAAGUGGAUAGGGUUUAGAGUCAGAAUUAUUCUAUUUCUUCACUUAUUUCUACCUAACUUGAACUUUAAUAAUGAAGUUUUUUGAAUAUCUUCAAUAUAAAUGCUAUUACUGUUCAGACUGUAUGGCUUUCAUACAUAGUCCAGUUUCAUAAAUGUCAACAGGGUUUUCUGAGAAUCCACUUAGUGAUAAUGACAUUGUAGAAUCUAGUCAUUCACCUAUUGAACAGACUGAUUUCACACAGCAGUCAACAUCACCACCAUUAGGAGACAAAACAACACAGCAAUCAACUCCCCCUUAUUCAUUAUCGCCAAUACUACAACCAAUAGCAACAAUACUAACUGACACACAAGCAGAAACUCAAAAACCGGAAGAAACUCAACCUAUUCAACCAGAGUUUACUGAGAUAAUAACAGACAGAAAUAAAUUAGAGCAUUGUGUUGAGUUAGACUCCCCAACUAACUUUGUGUCGAACAAAUCCAGUCUAGAUAGAGAAAACUGUGAUAACAGUAUGACGAAUCAAGAUGACAGAGGAAAUAUAUCACCUAACUGGAUACCUGAGCAACGCUAUAAUGUUUAUACAUGUUCUACUACGACGCCAAGUUCACAAACGGUUUUACGGCUGAAGCAAUAUUAUACGAGUUUAGAAGAGUCAACAAAGCCAUGUGAAACUAAGGUUACUGAAACGAACAAUAAUAAUGGAAAUAGUCGUAAUGGAAAAUCACUUCGCAAAUUAAGACGCAAUACAUUCGACAGAUCAUCACACCGAUCAAACUCAAAAAAUAAUGGAGAACAAGCUGAUCACAUCGAAAACUUCAGUUCAUUUAAAGAUGAAAAGGUAAACACAUCUGUAGAAGAAAUGCGUAAAUUAUUUGAAUCUGGUCGCUUCACCGAUCAUAAUAAAAAACAAAUGGUUGCUGAAACAGUAGUGACAUCAAAAGAACAAAAUGAAAAAUCGAAUGAUUUAAGUAGUUCCAAAUCAUUUAAAGUGAUCAAAUCACUUCCUGAGAAUACCGUAGAAUUUCAUUCGCGUCCGCCAAAGUUUCGGACUCCUAGUCCUAAACCUUUUAAUCUACCGACACCACCUCCACUACCUCUACCACCAGCUAUGGAAUCCAUCAACAAAUCUUAUGAGAUGAAUGGUGUUACUAACAAUAAUAUAAGUAGUACAAAUAAAGUAAAGAAUAAAAUGAAAUGUAAAAAUAAAAAUUAUUCAUCCUGUUGGAGUCAACCUGCUAAGCCAAUAUUAUCAAUGAGUUUACCAUAUCGCUCACGAUCUUUGGCGAUUGACAGGAAAUCAGAACUAACUCAUGGUAACAGAGGAGGUUCUUUAUCUCGUUAUCGUGCUUGCUCAAUUACUCAGCGAUCACUAUCACCAUUACCCAAUACAUUAUCCUUUAAGGAUGAUCAGACUGAUAAGGCAGCUAAAAGUAAUUUUUCAAAAUCUUCAGAUUUAAAAUGUUCGAGAUUAAAUAAUUUUAUCGACACUAAUGCUAAGAAUACAGAGUUCGGAAAACAGGAGUCUAAUCACUCUACAGUCCAUUGUAAUGCCUGUAAUGUCAAGCCUGAUCAAAUUGUUUGUAUGAAUCCUUCAUCUACCGAUGGUGUGUAUGUUAGAUCUGCUGUAGUCUAUGAGCGUGUGAAUGGAAAACCUCUUUCGAAGGAGCCCAAAAACUUCAUUACGACGUAUGUAGUAUCUAAGUGGCCAAGUCCAAGUCAGGCGACUGUUCAGGCUACAAAUUUAUGGGUUGCAGAACAGUCUCUUCAACAAUAUGACCAGAAGUUGCCUACACCUUACAGAACACAAGCGUUGUCAAAACUCAAUACUACAGCUCAGUCUAGUGAAUCGAAAGAAAUCCAGUUAUAUCAUAGUAGUCCAGUUGAUAAUCUAGCCAAGCCGAAAAAAAAUACUAUACAGCAAAAAUAUCAGAGUUUGGUAGUUCAGCCAAGAAUUAAAUUUGAUCAGCAUGAUCAUACACGUACAUUCACUCAUACUAGGAAUAGAUCUUUGUCUCCACAACCGUUACCCACUCCACCUUCAACGGAAUUACACCCACAUAUAUUACGUUGUACUAGUGGUCAGUGCAGUCCAUCCCAUCAAAGUCGUAUAUCCCAAUCUUUCGUGGAUAAAUCCAAUAAUAUAGAUAAAGUGCAGCGAUCAACAUAUCACAGGCCUUAUUUAAGUCGUUCGUGGUCAGUAAAAUCACUAUCCCCACCACCACCUUUCCGAAGUCAGUGGCUUAGUUCUAUGAGUGCAUCAAGAAGCAGACAGAAAAUAUUUGAUAAAUUUCACAGCUUAACACGUGAUAUGUAUCCCAGAACCAAAGCAGAAUCAUUUUGUAAACAUCAUAGAGGUCGAGAACCAAACCAAGUAAUAAACUGCACCAAACACAGAAGUUGUAUUGAGUCAUACCGCAGGGAAAGUGCAAGACGUUUACGAAACCAUGAAAAGAGGGAUUGGGUAAAACGAGCAGAAGAGAUCAGUGAUGAUAGACAAAAAUACCAUGAACUUAGAGGAAGUUGGUCGCCACCAGUUAUGCGAAGUCCACCAAGUGCAACACCAAAUAAUAUGGAGGAACAUACGGAGAAGGAAAUUCAAAGAUACAUAAGACAGCAUUCCCCCCCAGCUCGGUCCCCUCGUGUCGCAAUUCCUAGGUAUUCAUCUUAUUAUCCACAAGAAUAUGUCAAAUCGUUAGAUAAAGGCAUACAGUGUGACAGUGUUGAAGCAGGAGGAUGUGCGUAUCAAGCAAUUGAUAAGUAUGCUGAUGACUGCAUAGACACUACUCCAAUCGCAGAAGAUUUUGAUAAAAAACGUGCAUAUUUUGAAGAGUUGAUCAAACUAAAUAGAAAUUUAGCUCAGUGUUCAUUUUGUUCUGACUGUUAUCACUGUUCACCUGGCCAAACACCAAAGCUUAGCGCCUAUUCAAGCUGGGACUCUGAGAUCAAUAAUUUAAACAGUCAGAACAAUUUAGUCAUAAAACGAGAUUUCCACUCUAAAGACCAGCCAAGUAACUACCAAUACAAUCGUCACCAACAAGAGAACCACUACGGAAAACAUCAUCAACGACAUAUUAGCCAUUUUCAAAAGCCUAACAAAAAUUCAGCUUAUAGUUGUCACGAGUACAAUCAUAAUCCGUAUCCUGGUACAAAACACCAUUAUAACAUUUACGGUACCAAUAAUAAUAGUAAUAAUAAUAAUAAUAAUAAUCACCACUUUACUCUGGGUGAACCUCAACAGUAUGCUUCCAAUACAUAUUUACCUUUCGAAAAUCCGGCCUUUGUAGAUCAUGAUACAAAUUAUUCCCGUUUAGAUAAAACUUUAAUGGACCAGCCCACCGUUAAUUCAAUAAAACAUGACUAUUACGCAAAGGCUAUUAACGCUAUGCCUAAAGUUGCCCCGAACCCACCUACGUACAGUAAUAAUAAUAAUAAUAGUAACUUUUACAACUAUCAAGAACCCUAUGAAUCAUUUGUCAGAUAUCGAAAUAUUUCUCCGUUACGUAUAGAACUAGAAGAUUCACCAAACCCCAUAUCACCAUAUAGCAAUCAGUUUAUGACUCAGCGCCCCUACAAAAUUAGGAAAACAGUUCAUUCACCACCGUGCAGAUUUGCCACUUAUACAGCAAAUGAAAAUUACAACUUAUCAAAUUAUCAAGAACAUCAAAAACAACGAGGUGAAUCUUUAGAAAGUUUACAUUGUGAACAGAAUGAUUAUCUAGACGAUCAGCCAAAAUUUUAUGGCAGAGUAAAACAAAUUGUUCAAGCACUUGAUAAACAAGCUGUAGAGUACAAUUCACGUAUUGAUUCAGUUGAGUCAAUAACUAGUCCUGAUAGACAUCAACCAUUAAGACGCAGUCACAGUGAUCGUUUCUCUUAUUUUAUGCCAAGAACAUCAUGGUAACG
Molecule: messenger RNA, 4292 nt
Organism: Schistosoma margrebowiei
Lineage: Eukaryota; Metazoa; Platyhelminthes; Trematoda; Strigeidida; Schistosomatidae
Source: the annotation of a GenBank genome assembly